CUGUCAUGUUUCCAACGGAAUGGCGGAAGACUCAAAACAAAUCAGUUCUUGAACUGACGUGUGAAAAAACGUAAUAUACAACUCCCAAACAUGGAAACUGAGAAAGAUGCACACAACACUUAUGGCAAGACAGGAAGGAUCCUACCAGACCUUGUACCUCGACACAUGAUGUUUGGUUCCCCUUGCUACCCGUCUCCACUGGAUAGGAUCAGGUCGGGACAAAACGAGAGAAGAACACAGUUUGGUCUGAAGUCACCUCUCAGUGAGUCGUUCGAAGGGAACCAGUCAUUUCCUAAGUGUGCCAAGGUCAAAACUGCCAUACCUGUCAAGAAGGUGCCUUUGGAUAACUUUAAAGUUGCAGAGCUGAAUGAUGUGAGUUUCUCCGGCCAGCUGCCGCGGUCAACUAGGAGCGGGGACUACAACACGCCGCCCCGACUACACUUGUCAUCUGGUGGAUCUAGUCAUGUCUCUUCUAGAAAUAGUAGCUUCAGUGCAUCAAGAGAUGGAAGCUUCAAUGCUUCGAAGACUGAGAAUUCCUACUCCAGCAGUCUUGGUGAAUAUGGGUCAUUCUAUUGGCGAAUGUGUGGCGAAACCACAGGGACGUACCCUUCCUCGGUGCGCAAUCCUAACAAGGCGAUAUGUACCAUCAACUCAAAGACAUCUGAGGUCCUGAUUGCCAAUGAGAUGGCAUGUGAGUUAUUCGGCUAUGAGGAGACAGACCUGAUUGGUACACCUCUGAGUGAUCUGGUCAGGCUGAAACGGCGGGACACAGCCACCAUACAAGAGUCGCACCUCGACCCCACAGGGGAGGUUGUGAACGUUAGUGGGAAAGUGGUUGAGGCAGUGGACAAGUCCGGUCUUGUACUACCAGUGUCCAUCUGGGUGAAGCGGCUUGAAGGGGCGUCAGAACCGCGAUGUCUGGUUGUCAUGGAGCCUGUUGAGCGUUCUGUUGCCACUGUGCACUUUGGCGCUGAGGGUAACAUUGUGUCCUGUGACGAUCAGCUAGCUUAUCUCCAUGGUUACCUAAAUGACGAGGAGUUGAAAGGGGCACAUAUAACAGAACUUAUUCCUGCCUUAAAGUUGCCUGGGACUGCUGAAAGACUGUCAAAGGAUGUGCGGAAGCAGAAAGCAACCGGCAAAACCAAAGAUGGAGCCAGUUUUCCACUUAGUAUUGUCAUAGAGGUUGCAGACGACAGUCUUCUGUGUGAAACAAACCCCACUCACCUUAGCAAAGCUGAGAGUCCAAAGCAAUGCAUUCUGGGAAGGAAAAGCCAGGCUGAAUCUAUUUUUAGUAAAAGUGUUAGAGCCAAUGACAGUGGUGCUUUAAAUAGCAGCAUGGGACAGUCCAUUGUGUACAGAGGGGUGGUAUGGGUGUUUGCAAACAUCAGCGGGAUGAUUACCUUUCUUCCGGAUGGAACCAUUCACAACAUAAAUGAAAACUUUUCCCUGAUGCUAUUUGGUUACAAGAGUUCUGACGUAAUCAAUAAGAAUGUGAGCAUGCUGAUCCCGGACUUCUACGAGAUUCUGGAGCUUGAUGACUCUAACAGUGAGGACAGUGGGGCCCAUGUGUCUGCCUGUAACAUAAAUGAGACUGACAGCCCCAGGGUAGGAGCCACCCCCAGCCCUGUAAGGGACACCAACAGCGUGGCCCCACCCCUACCAUACAAGUUUGAGGGACUUACAUCCCUAGAGGGAUUCCAUUUAGAGGAACCAGGUGUUACGUCAACACCGAAUAAGUCUUGGCCCUUGGCUAAUGCUAGUGUAAACAGGUUGUCUGUAGGCAGGGCUGACAAGUCAGAUGUUGGAAGCAAAAGGGACUUCCUUAUAACUGAACAUUUGGACAAAAGUGAAAAAGGAACAGCUGAUGGUGUGAAAAACAGUGGAGAUAUGGUGCAUGAAGAAGGUGAAAAGAUACAGGAGGAGGAGGAGGAUAAUGAUGAUGAUGAUGAUGAUGAUGAUGAUGAUGAUGAUGAUGAUGAUGAUGAUGAUGAUGAUGAUGAUGAUGAUGAUGAUAAAAAGGUUGAACAAGAUGGUGAAAAUGAACUUCAAAAGAAUGACAGGAAGAGUGUAAAUUCUGGUGAAGAGACAAUUGAAGAAAAGGUUUCAGAAAAUCAGCAAAAAUCAGUUGUAUGUACAUUCAAUAAAUCUACUGGUGACUUUGACAUUGUUACUGAAUACUCGAGUAAAGGAAGCAAGAAGUCCUUCGAUAAAACUGACAUCACAGGUUGUUCAACACCAAAAAUGCUUGACCUUAAAGCUAAACAAUCGAAAAAUGUCAUGCCAUCACCUUGUUUGUCAGAUAUUGAGGCGCCGAUAGGUGAAGGUGAUUCGAGGAUUCUUGAUGAGUCAGGAGAUGUGUGUGCUUUGGAAGUUGGGAAACUGACACUGGAAGAUGAACAAGCUAACAAAUUGAACACUACUGAUGACCUCUUGGCUGCUUCAGCUGGGUUUGAAAAACUGCUGGAUUUAAGUGAUAACAGCUUGCCUGAAGAUGUUGAGAAAGAUAAAGAGGGAAAUGACAAUGCUGAGGUUGAGAAUAAACCGGACAUUCCAAAGGAUAAGGAUUCUAAGAUUGAAGGGCAUGCGACUGAAAAAUGUGUAGCUACCAUCAAAAUUACUGAUGAGAAGGAAAAAGACACUAUUGAUAUGACAGAAGUUGAUAAAAAUGAGAUUAAGACAGUUUUUAAUACUCCUGAACGAAAUGGGCUGAGAAAUGGUCCUCUUCUUCAAGGUGUUCAACGAAAGGCAAGUCCAAAAAUGGGGCUUAGGGUUUCUUCCCCUCUUGCGCAGAAAAAUAAGGCGGACAUUGAUAACUUUGCUAACAUUGGGAACGAAAAUACGAAUAAACCUGAAACAGUUAUACCAUCAUCAGAUGAAGUUGUAAAGAUUGUCACUGAGAAGAAAACUGAGGUUGAUGGUGAUGCUGAUAUGUCAAAGAAUGGUAGUUCACUGGCAGGUGAUGCCUCUUUAAGCAAAAGCUCUGUUGAUGAAUUUGAAAAGUCCUCAAUCAGUGUAUUAGAAGAUGUGGAUGAGUCUUUGCUACAUAGAUCAAGUAUACAUCAGUUUUUGAGUUCAAGAUACAACAAGAGUAGGACUUUAGAAAAUAGUGGGUUAGAUUAUACCGAUUCUUUCAGACAGAGCAGGAGCAGGUUAGAUUACACUGAUUCUUUCAGGCAAAGUGUUUCUGAAAAGUCAGCAAAUCGUGAGCAGAUUAAAAGUAAACUAAAACCGGAUGUCAUGAACGAUGAAGAAAAAGAAAAUCAUCCGAUUAUAAAUGGAUACUUUAACAACAUUGAAAUUUUUGAGCCAGAACUUCCUGAAACUUUGUCACCACCGUUCACUGGGCGACGAUCAAAUAACCUUGACAUGAGUGGUUACAGUGAUGCAGUUUCACCAAGUUUGAAGAGCUUUGAACAACAUGAGAAGGGGGUGCGGUAUUUGACCAAAUCAAGGACCAGGUCGAAGCACUCAGACUACAGUUCUAAUGGAGCGGUUGUGUUUCCAGAAGGGAGUUUUCAAGGACAGUGUCAACACAGGGACAAGACUCUGCUUGGUAUAAUUUUCCAGAUCAAGCGUGUAGUAUUGGAGGAUGGUAGUGAUGUCUAUUGCAUGUGGGUGUCUCGGGAUCCUGAGGAGCCCGCAGAGUUUGGGCACUCGUUCGCCAAUCUGACCCUCGCGUCCUCACCCGGAAAUACCACACUGGAUAGGAGUGAGAAUUUCAGCCUUGGAGAGGCUCUAGUCGGCAAAGCACAUUCCGAGUCUAAGGACAUUCUUGAGGAUGAUGAUUCUUUUGAGGACCAAUCAUAUGCCAUGCAUGACCAAUCAGUCUGGUCACAUGAUCUUUCCCAUAGGUCACAUGACCAUUCCAGAAGGUCACAUGACCUAUCUGAGAGGUCACAAGACUGCACAAACAGGUCAAAUGACAUCUCUAGCCGGUCACAUGAUCACUCUAGGCGGUCACAUGACUUUGCGCACAGGUCACAUGAUCAAUCAGUCCGAUCACAUGACCACUCUAGAAGAUCACAUGACCAGUCAAUUCGACAGCAGGACCAGGAUUUGAUGGAAACAGAGGAGGAAAAGGCCAUAAAGCAUGGACCUUAUCCGAAUCAUUACUUCACCAUGCAAACCAUUGGGAAAGGAGCAUUUGGAUUCGUGAAAAUAGCCAGAAGGAGGCAGGAUGACAGACAGGUUGUGGUAAAGUUUAUACGGCGUGGGAAGGUGUUUUCUGACUGCUGGGUCCAGGACGGCAGGUAUGGCCGGGUACCGCUGGAAGUGAGCAUCCUCGCCAAGCUGGACCAUCCCAGCAUUGUGGCUGUGCUGGAUGUAUUUGAGAAUGACGACUACAUUCAGCUGGUAAUGGAAAAACAUGGCUCUGGGAUGGACCUGUUUGAAUUUAUCGACCGUAGCCCUAAUAUGGACGAGCCACUGGCGAGUUACAUGUUCAGACAGAUGGUGUCAGCAGUUUCGUACCUCCACAGCAAGAACAUCCUACACCGAGACAUCAAGGACGAGAACGUGAUUGUGAACGAACAGUUCCAAAUAAAGUUGAUAGACUUUGGAGCCGUGGCCUUCCUUGAGCCUGGGAAAUUGUUUUCUACUUUCUGCGGAACUCUGGAGUAUUGUAGUCCCGAAGUUCUCAUGGGGAAUAAAUACUACGGCCCGGAGCUUGAGGUGUGGUCUAUGGGGGUGACCCUGUACACACUGGUGUUUGGCGAGAAUCCGUUCUUUGAUGUGGAGGAAACUAUCAAGAGUACACUCAAGCCUCCUUUCCCAGUCUCCAGUGAGCUGAUGAUGUUACUGUGCUGGUUGCUACAUCCGGACCCAAAGCGUAGAGCCACGGUGCCUGCCCUCGAGAAGAACCGCUGGGUCACACAGAGAAUUGACAUGGCAAUGUACAGCUGGGAUGAGAUCCUGCCUAACUGUGAGUUUCAUGGCAACACAGCCUCAGACAAUCGCCCGGACUCCCCUACCCCCAUCAAACCAACUGGACGAGAGAACAAGGAGUCGCUGGACGACUUGAAGUGUAACCUGUUCAGUAAACUUAGCAUAAACUGAUCCGGGAGGAUUUAGUUAAGCUGGAGAGUACAAGUUAACAUAAGCUGAACAGAACAAGUUAACAUUAGCUGAACAAACAAAUCAACAUUAGCUGAAUAGAACAAGUCAACUUAAGCUGAUCAAAACAAGUUAACAUUAGCUGAACACACAAAUCAACAUUAGCUAAAUAGAACAAGUCAGCAUGAGCUGAACAGAACUAGCUAAAUAGAACAAGUCAGCAUGAGCUGAACAAGUUAACAUUAGCCGCCAAAAAGAAAAGUCAAGAUAAGCUGAUAGUUUGAAUUAACAUUAACUGAGCUAAAUCAACAAGUAAAUAUUAGCCAUUAGCUAAACAAAAGAGCUCAACCUUAGCUGAACAAAAGAAAAGAAAAAACAUGCCAUAAACAGACUGUAAAGUAACAUCAUUUGUUAAUCAGAGCACAUGAAUGUUAGCUGAACAGAAUGUGUCAACAUGAGUUGAGAAAAGCUGAAAAAAAAACCCUAUGUAUUAGCUGGAAAAGAAUAAAUUGUGCUGCCAUUUUUACCAAAAAAUGCCAUUUAUUAUAUUUCUUGCCAUGAUAUUUUACAUGCAACGUCUUAAAGACAAUUUAUAUUUUUUCUGUAAUUAGUAUUUUUAAUUUCACGAAAUGUUUUCUCAAACUAGUAUAGUCAUUUCAUGUUUGUUUACUCAAAAGAGAAGGUCGAUGCAACACCUUUUAAUGCUCAUUUGAAAGUCUUCCAUAGAUUUGAAAUAAAAUUUAAUCAAAUUCUAGCCUCAUUUAUUUUUAAAUGUUUAUGGAAAUGUAUGCAUUUUAUCGUUGCGUAUGCAUUUAUACAAUGUAUGAACUCGCUGUAGCUAUAUUUAUUAAUCACAUCAAUCGCAAAGGUAAUGGCCAUAUUCUAUGUUAAUUGUCAUCUCAUACAUACAAUUUCUUCCCAAGUAUUGUGGAAGUACAUGACUAUGACAUAGUUGUGCUGAAAUAAAUUUUUAGCAUAUAUUAAUUCAAAACCUACUCUUUCUUUCUGUUUUUUUAUCAUUUUGCUCUAUCCAAAGAUCAUGUAGGCAAUGGGGCACUGAAUUUUCGGUAUAUAAGUAAUGUAUUCUUCACAUGUAUUUAGGGCAAUUGGAAAAAAUCUGACCCAAGUGCACUUGCAGAAGACAGUAACGAGGAUUGCCUAGUAAAGGGUCUCACUGAAUUUAAAUGUCUGAUUUAUUUAAAGAAAUUAAUAUUCCAUGUAUGUGACCUUUAUUUAUCAUUCAUCAGAUGUUUGAUAAUGAUAAAUCUAGCUCAUAGCAUCAUCACUCUGGUGUAUGAGAAUGUGAUACCAAUGUUAAGAUUAAAUUUGGUCAAGAUAGGUUGUUUGUUGCUAUAUGUUUACUAUGCAUUAAGUGUUGUGAAAUACAUGUAUGUUUUAUAAGUGUGAUGUAUAGAGACAGUGUAUGUUUAACGAAAGUGCAAUACUGUAUUGUAUUAUUUGUGAAAAUAGUGUUUUUGUGUUAGUUUUUGCAUUUAGUUGAUGGGAAAGGCAAAUGCUUAUAUGUGUACCUUUGAAUUUGUAAAUAAUGAUAUGAACACUGCAAAAUGUAUGAGAAAAAACACCCUGUUUGUACCUGGAGAUCAGUGGUAUUCUUUUAACACCUUAAAGGGACCCUCUCAUGUAUUGUAAAAUGCACUUUUUGUAUGAUGAAAUCAAGUGUGGAAAAUCAAUAGGAGUGUUCUAUCUAAGAUACUGGCUGCUGGAACGCUUCAGCAAAUGUAGUAUACAAUUUUUGCUACUUUUUAUCUGUUAUGUAAAUAUGAUCACACCUAAAGUAUUGUUUUAGCCAAUAUUUUAGAUUUUAUAGUGCUUAUAAUUGCUUCUGUUCACAUAAAACUCAUUUCAUAACAGUUGCAAGUUGUCAAUUACUGAAAUAGUUAUGCAUUUAAAUCAUUGUUAUUGUAAGUGAGUAUUAGCAGAUAAGUUGAGAUAACUGUAACCAUUCAAUGAUAACCACAUGUUCAUAAACACAUAUUCGCUUUGAAAUCUUAAAUAAAACCUUCCCUAAAAGAUAAUACAUAACCUAGACCCAUUUGGUGUGUGGUGUUUUUAUAUCAGACUAGUGUACAUAAAGUACAAUUUGUACAUAGCAGUGAUGUGGUACCUACAUUUGCUAAAUUACCGCUAUUGCUUCAUUUUCUGUCUUUUAGCUUUCUGUUUUAAUGUAAAUACUACAAUGUACAUAUUUGUUUUUGAUAUUGUUUUACUUUUUUGCUUUUAGUACAAUAUAUAGUUGAUGGGGUUUUCUGUAGUUUAUUACUAGUAGUUUAUAAAGAUAUUUAUAAUGUAAAAAGGGUAUUAACCAUCAGGUCCAAAUUUCUCCAAAUAUCUUAAGCCUUACAAGUUCAAGUACCUUAUUUUGUUAAGACAAAUUACUUUUCUAGUUGAUUUUCCAAAUGUUCCCCCCCCCCCAAAAAAAAAAAAAAAAACCUAAAAAAUAACAGGAUAGGUAAAGAGGCAUAUUUUUUUUUGAGAACUUAGGUUCUGUACCAAGCCGACCUUUAGGUUCUGUACCAAGCCGACCUUUAGGUUCUGUACCAAGUCGACCUUUAUCAGGGUAUAUCACUAUUGUAGAUACUUUAAAGGCCUAGUUAAAGAAAUGUUUGGCAUGACAAUCCCUUGCUGUGCAUCGUCUGCUAAUUGCACUGAUUUCACAGUAGGGGCCAAUUUCCUGUUUAUUUGUUUAUUGGCUGAGGGCAAUUUAGGGUCCAUUUCUUUAAUAAAACCUUCAAAACUGCACAGCAGGAUAUUCAUAUCGGAGAUCUGAUAAGACAAUUAGAUAAUUAGAUUUAGAUCAAUACACAGAGUUUAUGAACAAUACUUAUGAACUACAGAAACAAGCAGUAGCAAAAGGUUUAAACAUAAACCCGGUUUAAUGGCACUUUUAAAUACACGUUUUUUCGGGGGGGGGGGGCACUUAUAGCAGGAUUAAACUAGGCCUUUAAGAUAUCAAUUUGAAAAAAAAUUAACAUGUUCACUCUAAAAAUGCACAUUUUUUAAGGAAAUUUCUAAAAAAAAAAAUUACAACGGCAAAACAAGUGUGGGGUCAGGAUGAAAAAAUAUGGUCGAUCGGGUCAGUGGAAUUGAUCAGAAACAAAUUACGCUUUAAGAUAAUUUAAUAAGUCUCAACUUUCCAAAAACUAGAAUACUAUAUGCCAUAACAAAAAUAGCGUGCUUAGAUCAGUCGCGUUAUAAUGGACUUCUAAAACAGGUUUAAUCUAAGCUCACUUUCUGUGUUUGGUAGUCAUGAUUUUCACAAUAAAUUAUUUUUCAUUUUGUUCAUUUAAGUUUAAAUAAGUAUUUUGGCUAAAUGAUCAACUAUUUUUCAUUGAGAAAAAUCAAGUACAAACAAGUAAUAUGACUGAAGGAAAUAAGGCUAUGCUUAAGAUUUUUCGAGAAACGGGUUUCAGGACAAUUAAGUUUUUUUUAGUCAUUUGUAUUUUGACACUUUCCACUAAAACACGUCUAUAUAUAGUUAUCUGCGUCAUCUUGCCGAUAAAGAUAUUUUAACAAUGAUUUUUACCGAACAUGAAAAUUUCGAUAUGUAAAACUUGACAAUGUUAAGCGCAGUUCGGCAGCAUUUUAUAGCUACCCGCUUUGUGCAUGCUGAUCGCUUGACUUACUCUAAAUGUUUCUCUCUAUAGCUUUAAAUUUACAUCUGUUAUAAAUAUCAGCACCAAUAUAGUAUAAUAUUUCUCUAUAACAAUUUUUAUACAAAAAUGCUGAUUGGUUUGUUAAACUUUCUGUCGUACACGCAAUAAUGAUAUAUUACAUUCUUAUCAGUUUGAUAAAAAAACCUGAAAGAAUACGUCAAAAUUGGUAUUGUUUAUCACAAGCGGCAGUAACGUUGACAGGACCCCGCAUAUGGCCACGCCCCCUCCACCCAAAAUAAUAAAUAAAAAAGUGUAUUUGUUUUUUUCAAGACCAAAAAUUAUUGGAACAUGAUCGUUCAUAAAAAAAAUCCUACGUAUCAACCGAUAUUUGUUUCCAAAUAUAUUCUAUUAUUACCCAGAGAUGUGGUAUCUGUGAAUAUUACUGCCGCCUGUGUUGUUUAUAGAUUGGUACUUUUAUUUUUGAAUAAUCUGCAACUGAUGCUUUUAUUCUUUUAUUUACAAGAUAAAGAAAUAUAUUAAACGAGUAAAGAUAUUGA
Molecule: messenger RNA, 9223 nt
Organism: Mya arenaria
Lineage: Eukaryota; Metazoa; Mollusca; Bivalvia; Myida; Myidae
Exons: 20
Coding region: 91-5055 (1654 amino acids)
Biological process (GO): protein phosphorylation; negative regulation of glycogen biosynthetic process; intracellular signal transduction
Cellular component (GO): cytosol; cytoplasm; nucleus
Molecular function (GO): protein serine/threonine kinase activity; ATP binding
Source: RefSeq, a predicted model, not a curated record